CUUUUCCAUUAAAAACCAUUUUUUUAUAAUCAGAUUUCCUCCUUUUCUUUCUUCUUCACCUCACAAAAGUUUUCUAAUAAAUCACUUUUUUGCUCACCGGAAAGUCCUCUUUUUUUUCCCGAUCAAGUUCAUCGGAGUAGCACCGACGUGAUCGUAUCGGCGAUUGACGCUAACUUGCACGCGCUACGAAAUAUUCUAAACCCGGUCAGUUUCUCCGGUGCCGGUGGUGGUUGAAGUUAACGUGCGCAUGGUACAAAAUUGUUAAACUUCGAUUCCUUUAAAAUCAUCUGAGCCGUCCACGUGGAUGGAGACUGUUGAGAACCGUACACGUAUGAGGGAAGAAAUGGGGCCCAGACAGAAGAUGUGGGGUACAUGGGAGGAAUUAAUCCUAGGUGGCGCUAUUCUCCGGCAUGGGAUACAAGACUGGAACGUCGUCGCUUUGGAGCUUCGUUCUCGUAACAUUUACUUCACAUCUCAGGCCUGCAAAGCCAAGUAUGAGGAUUUACAAAAGCGUUACGCGGGCUGCAAUGCUUGGUUUGAAGAGCUAAGAAAGAGACGAGUUGAAGAACUGAAGCGAGAAUUGGAGAAAUCGGAAAGCUCAAUUGGGUCUCUCAUCACAAAGAUUGAAAGCUUGAAGGCUGAGAAAGAACGGUCUUCUCAGAUUAAUUAUGGUUCCUGUAUUCACACUGAAUCUCCCGCUCAUGUAAAGUCAGAAUGCAUGGAAUCUAUUCGCAAAGAUGGCAUAUGCGCUGGCAAUUUCAUGCUAGAGAGUACUAGGACCAACUUUUCGCCUGAGCUUGAGAGUCCUGCAGUAGCUUCGGCUAAUGAGAUAGACUCAAAGCUAGAAUGCUCGGAGUCUUGUGAGCCAGAUGAAAUACUAAACAUAAGCAAUCAAGCAGAGACUACCAAUGGAAAUGGAAGAGGGGCUUUGAGUAAGAGAAAAGGUAAGAGAAAAAGGAAAGACGUCGUUUCAGAUGUCAAAAGGAGUAUUCAGGAGAGCGACAAUGUGUGCUCAAUCAGUGGCAUCUCCCCUUCCAACGGUAAGGAAACAUCAACCAGUUGCGACCCAAGUAUUAAGCCUACUGCAACAGAGGAUGAUAAAGAAGGAUUAUCUAGGUUGAUGAAUGAGGAUUUGAUGGCAAUUUUCAAUUCCAUUACACAGAAUGAAGCGGCUAUGGUCUUUAGGCAUCGUCGUGAUAGUCAGAAGAGAGCUAAAUAUAUGGAAAUGAUCAAGCAGCAUAUGGAUAUUGAAACUGUAAGAUCAAGACUAGUCAGCUGUUCCAUCAAAUCACCAGGUGAACUCUUUAGGGAUUUACUUUUACUAGCAACCAACGCCAUUGUAUUUUAUUCGAAGAGGACGACAGAACACAAGUCAGCUGUGGCUCUCAGAGACGUCGUCACUAAAGUAUAUCAUGACCAUUAUAAAAGCUCUUACCACACAACUACUUCUUCUCAGCUCACAUUCUCAACAACAGGUAAUCUGCCCGUGAAGCCAAGAAGUGCUCGCCCUCGUCCCUCCAAAUUCAAACUUCAAUCCACUUCUUGAAACAAUGUAAAUAGCAUUGCAGGAAUCAUUCGAUGAGAUGAUCAUAAACAAAGUGAUGCUGAUUUCGAGGCUCGAUUGUAGUCAUUGUUAGCUGCUAAGAAAGGGUACAACAGACAUGGCAAGCCCGUGUGUGGAUCGGUUGAUGGAUCUGUUAAUCCAAGAUACACGACUUAAAACUCCGUUUGAGGAGGAACAUUGAUCUCUGAGGUGGUAACAAAGGCUAGUAAUUAAAAGAGUUCGCAGAGGUGAUUUGCAGGUUGCUUAGUCCUCUUUUUCAUGUACAAAGUUUCUUCCCCCAUUCCCCAACCCUAUACCUUUCAUGGUCAUUUUGCAACUAGACUCCAAAUGUGAAGAUCAUUUCAAGUUAAUACUUAGUUCCAAAUUCAGUUAGACAUUUAUAAAAUGGAGACUUCUUCAUUGUUAAAGCUCUGAGUAUAUAUGCCAUUUCUAAAUUCUGAAUCA
Messenger RNA from Solanum pennellii, 2008 nucleotides. RefSeq lists its product as uncharacterized. The transcript has 4 exons. NCBI's taxonomy places the organism in Eukaryota, Viridiplantae, Streptophyta, Magnoliopsida, Solanales, Solanaceae. The record is from RefSeq and is a predicted model, not a curated record. Bases 305 to 1546 code for a protein of 413 amino acids. Gene Ontology annotation, molecular function: protein binding.